GUUGCCGUAGCUGACAUCCUAGGAGCAGAGCAGGGAACUUGACAUGUCAACAAAACAGAUAAAUUAUCACCACACAGGCAUGUAAGGGUGUGCGCAGUGUGGAAAAGCCUCACAGGUAACCUCACCUGGACCUAGACCUCCUCCACCAGCAUCUUCAUCUACUGUCUCCAUGACAACCCCUCCGCUAGUGUCGCCUUUUGGCGGGCAGCCCCCGCCACCCCAGCAGCAGCAGCAGCAGCAAGCCCAGGCGGCGCGUGAUGUAAACACGGCCUCGCUGUGUCGCAUCGGUCAGGAGACGGUCCAAGACAUUGUCCUCAGGACGAUGGAAAUCUUCCAGCUCCUCAGGAACAUGCAGCUGCCCAAUGGUGUCACUUACCAUCCCAACACCCACCAGGACAGGCUGAGUAAACUCCAGGAGCAUCUACGGAUGCUCUCUGUGCUGUUUCGCAAGCUGCGCCUCGUCUACGACAAAUGCAAUGAAAACUGUGCCGGGAUGGACCCCAUACCUCCAGAGCAACUGAUACCCUUUGUGGAGGAUGACAGCUCUAAACACGAGGAUCGCUCGGCUGGCCAGAGCCGCCCCGCCACCGAGGAGAGGAGAGAAAUCCUGGAGGUCAACAAGAAACAUCCAGCUCCUCUGUGUCUCCUUCCAAGUACGGGAGACCUCAAGGGUCCAUUCUCGGCCCUCUGUUAUUUUCCAUUUAUAUGCUCCCCCUCUGUCACAUCCCUCAGAACCAUGGUAUCUCCCAUCGCUGUUAUGUGUAUGACACACAGCUAUAUGUCCCCCUCCAGUCCAGUAAGUCAUUAGAUAACCUUCUUACCUGUAUAAGUGAUCAGUUGUUGGAUGUCACAUUUAUUUUUUAAAUUCAACAAUGACAAAACUGAAAUUUUAGCCAUAGGUCCAACUAACUCAGGCAUCCUGAUUUGCAGCAAACUUGGUUCCCUUUCUCUUAAUUUGAAGCAAACUGUAAAAAGUCUUAGUAUAAUAUUUGAUGAAGAGCUUUGUUUUGAUGCUCAAAUAAAAAAUGUUGUUCAGUCCUUCUUCUGCCAGCUUGAAAAGAUUUCUCAAAUUGGACAAUUCUUGUCUUCCCCUGACUUGCACUAGGUAAUACAUGCUUUCAUUUUUUCUCACCUUGACUACUGCGAUGCACUUUAUGCUGGUUUAAAUCAGAGUUUCCGUCACCGACUCCAACUGGUCCAAAAUGCUGCCACCUGAAUUUUAACAGGCUCAGAAAAAUUUGAACACAUUACUCCCAUUUCUGCAAAUUUACACUGGCUGCCUAUUUCCUACUGCAUCAAUUUUAAAAUUUUAAUGAUCACUUUUAAAACAAUGCAUGGACAUUCCCCAAAUUACAUUAAAGAAUUAUUGACCCCCUACUUACCCAGGCGCCCCCUCAGAUCAAUAGAUACAACUCUUCUCGCGGUUCCCCGUUUACGGCGUGACAAAAGGUGAUCGUGCCUUUGCCAUCAGAGCCCCUAAACUCUUUGCCCACUGAAAUCAGACCUGCCCCAUCAUUAGCAUCUUUUAAAUCACUCCUUAAGAAUUUUUUUUAUUGGAAAGCUUUUGUGAGUAAUGAAUAGGUUGCUGUUGCUUUGUUUUAUGGACCCCCUGUGGCCUUUGUACUU
Messenger RNA from Plectropomus leopardus (leopard coralgrouper), 1626 nucleotides. RefSeq names its product mediator complex subunit 30 (gene med30). Lineage: Eukaryota; Metazoa; Chordata; Actinopteri; Perciformes; Serranidae. The record is from RefSeq and is a predicted model, not a curated record. Gene Ontology annotation, cellular component: mediator complex. Gene Ontology annotation, molecular function: transcription coregulator activity. Gene Ontology annotation, biological process: positive regulation of DNA-templated transcription.